UUCGGUGUCAACACAGAAAGCUGCUACCUCAGCUGCAGGACAGCAAAGCGUUCUCCCAGUUGCAUAAAGUGUUUCCAUGGCGACUCGGAUACAGCAGUUGGCUCAACCCAAACCAAACAGACUAAGAUAUCCAGACCGUCGGUCUGUUUACUGGCUGGAUAAGCUUCCACCAGAAAGGAGCGGAUUAACCACUAAAAUUGAGUUAACCCCCCGCUGGUCGGACUUGUGCAUAAGUAGAAAGUUCUACAAUCAAGUCACAAUUUCUCCCAUAUGGCAGGUCAGUGAAUGGGCUCUUAAGGCCGUCCCAUCCAAACGGGUGUGUCAUCUGGCUCAACCUCGGGCGCCUGCAGCUGGUUGGCAGCCCGCCUGCCCAUUGUCGGUCCCUGUAAGCACACAGACAGCUGUUGCCACUUUACGGAUCUGCCAGCUCGCCCAGCCAAAGCGAAGGCAGGUUCUGGAGAAAUCCAGGCACGAAUCUAAACAUGUACAAGUAAUCCACCUGCCCUCUAAAGCAUCUCCACACAUAGAGCUACUCGCCACUCCGAAGAAUGACCACCCCGAGUUCAAAGGAGACCGCCCAGUGUGCUGGUCCGUUUCCAAAGCUGCAAAGAGCUACAUAACCAGCCAAAGACUUCUUGAUCUGUCCAGUCCUAAAGAGAGGAAGGCUCUGUAUGAGGGAUAUGACCCAUACACGAUCAGCCGGGGAGCCCGAUCAGCCAGCCCCUCUCCCAGAAUACAACAGCUCUGUUUGCCUCUGUCUCGCAAAUGCAGCUCAGAGUAAGAGCAGUGACGGCAAACAC
Molecule: messenger RNA, 800 nt
Organism: Maylandia zebra (zebra mbuna)
Lineage: Eukaryota; Metazoa; Chordata; Actinopteri; Cichliformes; Cichlidae
Source: RefSeq, a predicted model, not a curated record